AAAACAGCAUUGCCAACCAACAGGAUAUAUUGGUUCCGCAAUCUUUGAGGACAUCUCACCCCAGUGCAGUUUGCAAUCCUUUGCUGAGAUACUUGGGCAAGCCACUUGCUGCGGUCUCUUUCGUUGUCUCCUGUUGUCCACCAGAAUGUUACCAGACUGUGCACACCUCACACUCACCCUGUUGGCUUGGCCGCUGACCACAGCGUCUCAAUUUUUUUUUUUUCUUGCCGCUUUCAAAUGUGGUGGUCUCCAAUAUUUGUUUUAACAAGAACACUUGCUUGUAGCUCCUGAUAGCCCCAAAUUGAGUUAGUGCGAGGAGACAAUUGUGUGCAACUUGUAGCAAACAAAGAACUUGCUACCCAGCAUAAGUCCAGAAAAACCAGUUGUCAUUCAGUUUUUCCUGUAUGAAGAUGUCAAGCCAGAAUCAGUUCACCCCGCCCCUUGAAGCAGAGGAAGGGCCACAAGUGUAUUGUCCUGGUGGCUUUCACCCUGUUCAUCUAGGAGAGGUGUAUGAUGGGAAAUACAAAGUACUGAGGAAGCUUGGCUUUGGGAGAUAUUCAACUGUGUGGCUUGUUCAAAAUGAAAGAGAACAUAACUUUAGGGCCUUGAAAGUUUUGAGUGCAGAGUGUUACGGGGGGGAAAAGGAUACCUAUGAGCGCGAGAUUCUUGAGCACCUGCAAACUGCAGACCCUUCACACCUUGGCUAUGAUUACAUCUCAACAUUAGUUGAUUCAUUUGAACAUCAUGGCCCAAAUGGACGCCAUGUCUGCCUUGUUUUUCCAGUUAUGGGUGAGACACUCCGGAGCUUUGGAACCUGGUUUGAGGACCAUAUGAUUCCCAAUGAGAUCAUGCGGCGUUUCACUUUCCAGCUCCUCCUGGCAUUGGACUAUGCCCAUGAUCAUGGUACAUCAAACCUGAUAACAUCUUUGUCCAGAUCCAGGAUGAUUUGCUAAUUUCAAAACUAUAUUUGCCAAAUAACCCUGCUGACCCGGCAGCCUUUGACACAUCUACACAUCCAUGUACUAUUCAAUCUCAGCCUCUUAAGUGGGAUUACUUCCAGAAGGGAGCAAAUUUCAUGGAGUUUAAUAUUGCCUUGGGUGACUGGGGUGUUGCUAGUUGGGUGCAUUCUCACCUCUCUGAGCUAAUCCAACCUGUAGCACUUCGAGCUCCAGAAGUACUCAUCAAGGCUCCCUGGGGUCCAGCCACUGAUCUUUGGAAUUUAGGGGCUGUUGUCUUGGAAGUGUUCCGCGCUGUACGCAUGUUCAGUGGGAGAGGUCCACCAGAUGGUCAUUAUCAGGUUCAGUUUCAUCUCCAUGAAAUUGUGGAUUUCUUUGGGCCAUUUCCAAAGUCACUUCUGCAAAAAGGUGACCAAGGGCUUGUUCAAAGAUGGUUUGACAGUGAGGGAAGGAUAAAAGAUUUGCGUCCACUCAACCGUCCAGGGCUGGAAUCAGAGGCAUUUCUGGGGAAGUUGGAUGGGGAAAACAAAAAGAAAUUUGUUAUGUUCUUAAGGUCUCUCAUGAAGAUUGAUCCAGGAGAGAGGAAGACGACGAUGGAAUUACUUGCUGAGCCCUGGCUUGAUGCAGUCAGGAACUAG
Messenger RNA from Coccidioides posadasii C735 delta SOWgp, 1594 nucleotides. The record is from RefSeq and is a predicted model, not a curated record. Lineage: Eukaryota; Fungi; Ascomycota; Eurotiomycetes; Onygenales; Onygenaceae.